AUGAAUUGUUUUCACCAGCAACUGAACUCUAUUGUUCAACAGGACCACCUUGCUGUCACCUCUCCCUCACUCCCCGCCGUCGCCUAUCCUCACCUCCUCCUCGUCGCCUUUCCCUCCCUUCCCGUCGUCGCCUUUGGUGGCGCGCUGGCGCCUAAUGCGCUGGCGCCUAACGCGCAGGCGCCUAACGCGCAGGCGCCUAGAGCACUGGCGCCUAGCGCGCUGGCGCCCAAUGCACAGGCGCCUAGAGCGCUGGCGCCUAACGCGCUAGCGCCUAGCGCGGUGGCGUUUGCUGCGCUGGCGCCUAACGCGCUGGCGCCUAGCGCGCUGGCGCCUAACGCGUUGGCGCCAAACGCGACGGCGCCUAGCGCGCUGGCACGUAACGCGCUGGCGCCUAUCGCGCUGGCGCCAAACGCGCUGGCGCAUAGCGCGCUGGCGCCUAACGCGCUGGCGCCAAACGCGCCGGCGCCUAACGCGCUGGCGCCUAACGCGCUAGCGCCUAGCGCCGUGGCGCAUAGCGCGCUGGUUCCUAGCGCGUUGGCGCCUAAUGCGCUGGCGCCUAACGCGCUGGCGCCUAACGCGCAGGCGCCUAGAGUGCUGGCGCCUAGCGCGCUGGCGCCUAAUGCACAGGCGCCUAGAGCGCUGGCACCUAACGCGCUAGCGCCUAGAGCGCUGGCGUUUGCUGCGCUGGCGCCUAACUUGCUGGCGCAUAGCGCGCUGGCGCCUAACGCGACGGCGCCUAGCGCGCUGGCACCUAACGCGCUGGCGCCUAUCGCGCUGGCGCCUAACGCGCUAUCUGCGCUGGCGCCUAACGCGCUGGCGCCAAACGCGCUGGCGCAUAGCGCGCUGGCGCCUAACGCGCUGGCGCCAAACGCGCCGGCGCCUAGCGCGCUGGCGCCUAAUGCGCAGGCGCAUAGCGCGCUGGCGCCUAACGCGCUGGCGCCUUACGCGCUGUCGCCUUACGCGCUGCCGCCUAACGCGCUGGCGCCUUACGUUUGGCGCCUUGCAGGUGCCCUCGCAGCGUGCUGGCACCUUGUAGCGUGCUGGCGGCUUGUGCGCUGCUGCCUUUUUUGCGGCUCUGGCAAAUCCUGCUGCAGCCUUGUUGCACACGCUCACGCGUUGCUGCAGUGA
Molecule: messenger RNA, 1128 nt
Organism: Closterium sp. Yama58-4
Lineage: Eukaryota; Viridiplantae; Streptophyta; Zygnematophyceae; Desmidiales; Closteriaceae
Source: the annotation of a GenBank genome assembly